Messenger RNA from Manis pentadactyla (Chinese pangolin), 2267 nucleotides. RefSeq names its product HDGF like 2 (gene HDGFL2). The record is from RefSeq and is a predicted model, not a curated record. Gene Ontology annotation, cellular component: nucleus. Bases 96 to 2114 code for a protein of 672 amino acids. Gene Ontology annotation, biological process: regulation of transcription by RNA polymerase II. NCBI's taxonomy places the organism in Eukaryota, Metazoa, Chordata, Mammalia, Pholidota, Manidae. Gene Ontology annotation, molecular function: transcription coregulator activity; double-stranded DNA binding. The transcript has 16 exons.
CCACUCCCGCCCCCGGCUUCGCCUCCCGCAGCCGCCGCCGCCGCCGCCGCCGCUGCAGCCGCCGCUUCCCGCGGCUUGGGCCUCCCGCUGCCAGCAUGCCGCACGCCUUCAAGCCCGGGGACUUGGUGUUCGCCAAGAUGAAGGGCUAUCCCCACUGGCCGGCCAGGAUUGAUGACAUCGCUGAUGGUGCCGUGAAGCCACCGCCCAACAAGUACCCCAUCUUCUUCUUUGGUACACACGAAACAGCCUUCCUGGGACCCAAGGACCUGUUUCCCUACGACAAAUGUAAAGAUAAGUACGGGAAACCCAACAAGAGAAAAGGCUUCAAUGAGGGACUGUGGGAGAUCCAGAACAAUCCCCAUGCCAGCUAUAGCGCCCCUCUGCCAGUGAGUUCCUCCGAGAGCGAAGCCCCAGAAGCCGACCCGGCAGGCAGGAGUGAGGACGACGGGGACCGUGGGGUCAUGGCCGUCACUGCCGUGACUGCUGCAGCCGCCAGCGACAGGAUGGAGAGCGACUCGGACUCAGACAAGAGCAGCGACAACAGCGGCCUGAAGCGGAAGGCAUCGGCCCUAAAGAUGUCAGUCUCAAAACGAGCCCAGAAGGCCUCCAGCGACCUGGAUCAAGCCAGUGUGUCCCCAUCUGAGGAGGAGAACUCGGAAAGCUCGUCGGAGUCGGAGAAGACCAGUGACCAGGACUUCACUCCCGAAAAGAAAGCCGUGGUCCGUGCACCACGGCGUGGCCCCCUUGCAGGACGGAAGAAAAAGAAGGCGCCGUCGGCCUCGGCAUCGGACUCCAAAGGGGAAUCAGACGGGGCCAAGGGUGAGCCGGUGGCUGUGCCCAGGCCCGCGUCCUCCUCCGCGUCCUCCUCCUCCUCCUCCUCCUCUGACUCGGAUGUGUCCGUGAAGAAGCCUCCCCGGGGCAGGAAGCCAGCGGAGAAGCCUCCCCCGAAAGCCCGCGGGCGGAAGCCGAAGCCUGAGCGGCCCCCGAGCAGCUCGAGCAGCGACAGCGACAGCGACGAGGUGGACCGCAUCAGCGAGUGGAAGCGGCGGGACGAGGAGCGGCGCCGGGAGCUGGAGGCCCGGCGGCGGCGCGAGCGGGAGGAGGAGCUGCGGCGGCUGCGCGAGCGCGACAAGGAGGACAGGGAGCGGCGGCGCGAGCGGGCCGAGCGCGGGGAGGCCCCCGCGGGCAGCGGGGCCAGCAGCGGCGACGAGCUCCGGGAUGAGGACGAGCCCGUCCGGAAGCGCGGCCGCAAGGGCCGGAGCCGGGGCCCCCCGUCCACCUCCGACUCGGAGCCCGGGGCCGAGCUGGAGAGAGAGGGAAAGAAAUCAGCUAAGAAAUUGCAACCGCAAAGCACAGAGCCCACGAGGAGGCCCAGCCAGAAGGAGAAGAGGGGGCGCCCAGAGGAGAAACCCCGAACUAGGCCCAUGAAGGUGGAACGGACCCGGAAGCGGUCAGAAGGGUUCCCAUUGGACCGGAAGGUGGAGAAGAAGAAAGAGCCUUCCGUGGAGGAGAAGCUCCAGAAACUGCACAGCGAGAUCAAGUUUGCCCUGAAGGUCGACAAUCCGGACGUCAAGAGGUGUCUGAAUGCACUAGAGCAGCUGGGGACCCUGCAGGUGACCUCGCAGAUCCUGCAGAAGAACACCGAUGUGGUGGCCACAUUGAAAAAGAUUCGCCGUUACAAGGCCAACCAGGAGGUGAUGGAGAAAGCCGCAGAGGUCUAUACCCGGCUCAAGUCACGGGUCCUGGGGCCAAAGAUCGAGGCCAUCCAGAAGGUGACCAGAACCGGCGCAGAAAAGGAGAGGGCCGAGGUGGAGAAGGCUGAGGAGGCGCUGGCUGGAGAGGAGACCCCUGUGGAGAGGUCCGAGGACCAGGCGAAUGCUGACCUCUCAGCCUCCGUGAAUGGCGAGGCCAUGUCCCAGAAGGGAGAGAACGCAGAGGACAAGGAACAGGAGGAAGGCCAGAACUCGGAGGAGGGCCCAGGGUGCGGCUCCUCUGAAGACGUGUUACACAACGACACGCAGGAGGGGCCCGACCUGGAUGGGCUGGGGAAGGAGCGGCCGGAGCUGGAGAGGAUUCAGAUGGACUCAGAGUCCCUGGACGACGAGGACAGCUGAGCCCCGGGCAGCCCUGCCCCGUCCCCCGAGGAUGCCCCGGCCGCCCAGGCAGCAGACUGUUGGGGAUUUGCUGUGCUGUUCCUUUGUAUUUGUCCCCUUGGGGUUUUUUUUCUGCCUAAUUUCUGUGAUUUCCAAACAACAUGAAAUAACUAU